This is a messenger RNA of Hippocampus zosterae (dwarf seahorse), 2027 nucleotides long. It is a transcript of the gene drd5a, whose product is annotated as dopamine receptor D5a. The transcript has a single exon. The record is from RefSeq and is a predicted model, not a curated record. Gene Ontology annotation, cellular component: plasma membrane. Bases 276 to 1637 code for a protein of 453 amino acids. Gene Ontology annotation, biological process: adenylate cyclase-activating adrenergic receptor signaling pathway. Gene Ontology annotation, molecular function: dopamine neurotransmitter receptor activity; G protein-coupled receptor activity. NCBI's taxonomy places the organism in Eukaryota, Metazoa, Chordata, Actinopteri, Syngnathiformes, Syngnathidae.
GGCGUGAAGCACCUGACGGUGGUAAAUCGGGCGCGCCGAUUGUGGGAAUCCCUCUCGCGCGGGGGGCGAGUGAGCGAGUCGGUGGGCGGGCGACGCUGCAACAUGAGCUCGCCUAUGCGUGCCCGGUUGCAGCCGCUCAGUUGCGCGUCCUCCGGCGCUCACUCUUACACGCAGCCGGCUCGGGACGCCGCGCGCCGUCCGUCAGUCCGUCCGGUAAUGAGCGCGGCCGUCCUUCCGCCUGAGGCUGCGCGCCGCGGCGCCACUUGAAGCGGCGCAUGGAGAAGUAUGCGUCGUCGGUGCAGGGGACCGACUCCGCGCCGGUGCCGCUCAGGGAGAGCUUGUGGAACGGCACCGGAUCGGAGGCGACGGGGGAAAAAAGCGAGCGGGACGGCACGGUCGCGCGCGCCGUGACGGGAUGUUUGCUGUUCCUCCUCAUCCUGUGGACCCUGCUGGGGAACAUCUUGGUGUGCUCCGCCGUGUUGCGCUCACGCCACCUGAGGACCAAAGUCACCAACAUCUUUAUCGUGUCCUUGGCUCUGUCGGAUCUGUUCGUGGCCGUGCUGGUGAUGCCGUGGAAGGCGGCGGCGGAGGUGGCGGGAUACUGGCCCUUUGGCGCUUUCUGCAACGUUUGGGUGGCUUUCGACAUCAUGUGCUCCACCGCUUCCAUCCUCAACCUUUGCAUCAUCAGCGUGGACAGAUACUGGGCCAUCUCCAGUCCCUUUCGCUACGAGAGGAAAAUGACUCAGAGGGUCGCGUUCGUCAUGAUCAGCAUCACUUGGACGCUGUCCGUGCUCAUUUCAUUCAUACCCGUCCAGCUCAACUGGCACAGAGCGGCCGGGACGACGGGCGACGCCUCGGCGGCGGCUCGCCCGACGGAGGAGAACUGCGACUCCAGCCUGAGCCGAGAAUACGCCAUCUCCUCCUCGUUGAUUAGUUUCUACAUCCCGGUGGCGAUCAUGAUCGUGACUUACACUCGAAUCUACCGCAUCGCCCAAAUCCAAAUCAGGAGGAUCGCUUCUCUGGAGAGAGCCGCGGAACACGCGCAAAGUUGCCGGAGCAACAGACUGGAGUGCCACCACCACAACACUUUAAAGAACUCCAUCAAGCGGGAAACCAAAGUGUUCAAAACCCUCUCGGUGAUUAUGGGCGUCUUUGUGUGUUGCUGGUUGCCCUUCUUCGUCCUCAACUGCAUGGUUCCCUUUUGCGACAAGCCGGCCUCGGACCGGGACGCGGGCCCGCCUUGCGUCAGCGAGACCACCUUCGACGUCUUCGUAUGGUUCGGCUGGACGAACUCCUCCCUGAACCCCAUCGUUUACGCGUUCAACGCCGAGUUCAGGAAAGCCUUCGCCGGUUUGUUGGGCUGCCGCCAUUUUUGCUCCAGCACGCCCGUGGAAACGGUCAACAUCAGUAACGAGCUGGUGUCCUACAACCAGGACACCCUGAUCCACAAGGAGAUCGCCAACGCCUACGUCAACAUCAUCCCCAACGCGGUGGAAUGCGAGGACGCUUUCGAUAGGAUCUCGCAGCUCACCGCCGCCAACGACAACGCCACCGACUCCGUGUGCGACUUGGAGGACUGCGAGGCCGUGAUCAGUCUGGACAGGAUGUCGCCGUUCGCGCCCAACGGAUUACACUAAACCGCCCCCCCCGCCCCCCCCCCCCCACAAUAUUUUCCACGGUACCCUUUCCGAGCCAAGUGUUCUCGAAAGCGUUCAAGGGGUACCCUCCGUUCCAUCGUACCCCUAAAGCGACAAACCUCUCCUUAUUUUCUGAGCCUGCUUACUCCUGUGACUUGCUCAUGGACACUUGGGGCAAGGACGGAUUUGUCUGCGCCCAUCCAGCCUGCCUGCUGCCGCUUUGCCUCAUGUGUUAAUGUAAGAUGUUGUUGUUCUGGGGGGGGGGGGAUCAAACAAAAAUAUGUGUUGGUGUAAAUUUCUAUGAACACUGAAGUCUUGUGUUUAUUUGUUCCGUGUCGUUGGAAGCGACGCUUUGUCUAAAAUAUGACCAAUAUGGAAAGAGGAAUAUUG